AUGGUUAAACAAAAACUUGAAGCUAUUCAAAGAAAUUUUCUCUGGUCUGGUUCUUCCGAGAAAAAGAAAAUUCAUUAUGUCAACUGGUCUACUGUUAGUAACCCAAAAACUCAAGGAAGAUUGGGAAUCAUAGAUUUAGAGCUAAAAAAUAGAGCUCUUCUCAACAAAUGGCUUUUGAGGUAUGCAAAUGAGCCUGAUAGGAUAUGGAGGCAAGUUGUGUCUGCCAAAAACAAGUUGAAACCGGAUUGGUUUGCUCACUCUCUCGGUGAAAGCACCACCAUCCGCUUUUGGGAAGACUUGUGGGCUGAUGACUACACUCUGGCCACCAAAUUUCCACGCAUUCAUGCAUGGGCAAUAAGCAAGAAAGCCACGAUUGCUAAAAUGGGAAGCUGGGGAGUUCUUGCAGUUGAUGACGCUAAUUGCUCAUUCCGCACCUCUCAGCUCGAGACUCCCUUUCAUGUUCUCUUUGAUUGCACCAUUGCUUGGAAAACAUGGUCUUCUUGUUGUUGCUUAUGGGGUAUCACUUGGGUUCAACCUGGUGAUGUUUUGUCUUUUUUUAGGGCAUGGUUUGAACUUCCCAUGCCUACGGGCAAGAGAGAUACAUGGAGAAUGCUCUUUUUUGCAACACUUUGGACACUUUGGCUUUGUAGAAAUCAGGUUAUUUUCAGAGGGAAAAGGUUCAAUCCAAACAAAAUGAGAGACAUCGCCUUUUUAUGCCACAUGCUUUGGUGUCAAGGGAAAUGGGACCUUGGCCAUGUUCCUACUGACUUGUGUCUCAUGGAGCCUUUUUGGUCCAACAUCAACACUAAAAGGAAGAACCAAAGAAUGGCUGCCAACUGGUCAACUCCACCACCUGAAACUCUUAAACUCAACACAGAUGGCGCAGCAAAAGGCAAACCCGGACCUGCUGGUAUUGGAGGAGUGAUUAGGGACCACCAUGGCUUCAUUCUGGGAACAUUCUCUGAAAACAUUGGUAUUGAGAACUCAAAUUUUGCUGAAUUUUAUGCCAUACGAGAAGGAACCAGCUUCUUCUUUUCAUCUCCCCGGGCUGCCACUCAUUCUCUAGUUGUGGAAAGCGACUCUGCCAAUGCUAUCAAUUGGGCGCCACACCACUGCAAAGUCCCUUGA
This is a messenger RNA of Theobroma cacao (cacao), 1128 nucleotides long. NCBI's taxonomy places the organism in Eukaryota, Viridiplantae, Streptophyta, Magnoliopsida, Malvales, Malvaceae. The record is from RefSeq and is a predicted model, not a curated record.